Molecule: messenger RNA, 918 nt
Organism: Dissoconium aciculare CBS 342.82
Lineage: Eukaryota; Fungi; Ascomycota; Dothideomycetes; Mycosphaerellales; Dissoconiaceae
Product: HET-domain-containing protein
Exons: 2
Coding region: 1-918 (305 amino acids)
Source: RefSeq, a predicted model, not a curated record
AUGAGGCUUCUGAACGCAAGAAGUUUCAAGAUUGAAGAGUUCCACGGCGAUGCUGUGCCAGACUACGCCAUUCUCUCGCACACAUGGGGCCGCGAGGAGAUUUCCUUUGCGGACUACCACAACCCGAGAUACACCUCGUUAUCAUGGAAUACUCGUCUCAAAGCUGGAUGGCGAAAGAUCAAGCAUGCUUGCGAGGAAGCUUCGCGGCGAAAAUUCGAUUAUGUUUGGAUUGAUACAUGCUGUAUCGACAAGACAUCCAGCGCCGAGCUUUCGGAAGCGAUCAACAGUAUGGCGGGAUGGUAUCGACGGGCUGGAGUCUGCAUUGUCUAUCUAGUGGAUUACGCGCAAGACGAAGAGUCAGGCGUCGUGUUCGAUCGAUUCAAGAGGUGUCGUUGGUUCACUCGCGGUUGGGCCUUGCAGGAGCUCAUAUUCCCGAAAUUCGUUGAAUUCUACGAUAGUGAAUGGCAACACAUCGGAAACAAGCUCGAUCUUAUGUCGCAGAUCAGAGAGAUAACCAAGAUUGAUCAGCGCGUGCUUGUUGAUGCUGCGGUGCUUCCUUCGAUCUGUGUUGCACGGAAGAUGAGUUGGGCUGCCAACCGACAGACGACCAGGACUGAAGACACAGCAUAUUGUUUGAUGGGCAUCUUCGACGUCAAUAUGCCAUUACUGUACGGCGAGGGCCGCAAGGCUUUCCAGAGAUUGCAAGAGGAGAUCCUUAAGAAGUCCAAUGAUUUCUCAAUACUGCUCUGGCAUCCGUCUUUGUCGUCGAACGAUCGAGAGGAAAUAAUCACAGAAUACGAUCACAACCGGUAUACGUCGAUUCUUGCCGACUCUCCCGCGUGUUUCUCAGCUGGCAGCAGCCUAGAAUAUGCACUCGUUGACUAUUAUCAUGCGAUAUGUGGGGAUCCUUGUCCGUGA